AUGAAGGAGCUUCUUGUGGCUUCUCCAGACUCAGCAGAAGAAGUGUCUGCUCGUGGCGAGACUUGCCUUCAUUUAGCUGUCAAAGAUCAUCAGUUUGAAGCAUUCAAGUUAUUACUUGACAACCUCAAGUUGUUAAUAUGUUGCUGGAUGAGAAUGUUGUUUGUAAGGGGCACAAUUGAGGUGAAUUCUUUGAACAAGAAAGGCCUUACACCUUUGGAGGUACUAUUAGAGGAAUGUGGAGAUAGAGAUAUUGAGGAAAUUCUAAGAGCAUCUGUUCAAGAUCCAUCAAAUGAACAAUCCAGCAGAGAACAAACAAGGGACGAUGGGCCUCGAUCUAAUGUUAAGAAGCUUCAGGAUUUCUUCAAGUACAAUAAGACCAAAGAUCCUCCAGGAAAAGUAAGAGACACCCUUCUUGUGAUAGCCAUUCUAAUUGCAACAGCAACUUAUCAAGCAGGUUUCAAUCCACCAGGAGGCUUAUGGCAGGACACUUACUGGCCUGAUGACAAUAACAUUAACAGUACUAGUCAUGAUGGCAUAGUAGUAGUGCCCCCGCGGCAUUUAGCAGGACAGUCAGUGAUGGCUACCAGGGGUCCAGUGCUCUAUGCCUUGUUCUUGGUUUUCAACUCCCUCGGAUUUUUCGUAUCCCUCCACGCCAUAAAUUUCCUUACAAUAGGAUUUCCUUUGCAGUCAGAACUGCAAGUCUCACUUUUUGCCUUGGCGGUAACCUAUAUGAUUGUGAUGAUGUGCACAAUACCUUGCAUGGAUAUUUUGUACUUGUUUUUUAUCGUUGUCCUAGUCUUUCCAGUACUGCUUCCUUUGAUUAUAGUGACGUUGAGAAACUAUCACAAGAAACCUAGAAUAUUCUUAUCCAGAUUUAUAAACUGGACAGCUACUUGA
Solanum tuberosum (potato) is the source of this 897-nucleotide messenger RNA. RefSeq lists its product as uncharacterized. The record is from RefSeq and is a predicted model, not a curated record. Bases 1 to 897 code for a protein of 298 amino acids. Gene Ontology annotation, cellular component: plasma membrane. NCBI's taxonomy places the organism in Eukaryota, Viridiplantae, Streptophyta, Magnoliopsida, Solanales, Solanaceae. The transcript is spliced from 3 exons.